AUGCCGACAUGUGCACUCUGUGGCAGUACUCACGUGGCCAGUUAUCGUGGGUGUGAGCUGUGGAAGCGCGCCAUCGCUCGCCAACGUGGCCACACACCAGCGCCACGUCCGAAGAAGCCAGCAACGAGAUGGCCCGGCGUCUCUUUCGCGGCGGCAACGUCAGGGGCGCCCUCCGCCGUCCCGGCUGCUCCUGCCCCUGCCGCAUCCGAAGCCGUACCGACACCUGAGGCUCCUGCGCCUCCACCACAGCUGCUAGUGGCGGACCCGGGUACUGCCUCUCCCGGGACGUCGACGGGACCGCGCCCCGCCAACCUCCGGCGUGGGGGUCACCGCCCGAUGGGUGUCCAGCGCUCAGCACCGUCAGUCGAGCAGCCCCAGGUGGACUCGCACAGCGAAGCAGCCACGCCUCCCUCUUGCAGCGACGGGGCCGCGCCGGCUGCCUCCACCGCUGACCUGGCCAACCUCGUCGUGCAGCUCACUGUCAGUGCUACGAAGUUGAUUGAAGUCCUGUCGCAGCAACUCACUGCUGCAGUUCCGAUGGCCUCUCUGGCCCCAACCGCUGUCAACACUCACCAGCUGCACCAUGGGCAGUGUUAG
Schistocerca americana (American grasshopper) is the source of this 597-nucleotide messenger RNA. Its product is annotated as translation initiation factor IF-2-like. The transcript has a single exon. The coding region runs from base 1 to 597 and encodes 198 amino acids. NCBI's taxonomy places the organism in Eukaryota, Metazoa, Arthropoda, Insecta, Orthoptera, Acrididae. The record is from RefSeq and is a predicted model, not a curated record.